Molecule: messenger RNA, 2402 nt
Organism: Punica granatum (pomegranate)
Lineage: Eukaryota; Viridiplantae; Streptophyta; Magnoliopsida; Myrtales; Lythraceae
Source: RefSeq, a predicted model, not a curated record
GGGGGAAGUCCAAUUUUCGCAUGCCUCCUGCGCCACUUCUCUUCGCAUCAUCUUCGUCCUCCCGCUGCUGGGAACUCUCUCUCUCUCUCUCUCUGUGCUGGCCGAUAUCAGAGAGAAGCCCUAGACCGCCAUAUCCAACACCCGAACCCCUCCGCCGGAUUCCUCUGCAAACCCCCUCAAGAAACACCCAGAAAGGCGGCCGGCUCACCGGAACCGGGGAGAGAGAAUGUCGAAGAAGAAAGCCGGGGGUAGCACUAUGACGCUCAAGGACUUCCAUGGCGGCUCCAUCCCUUCCGAUCUCCCCCUCCCCUCCGCUCCCGGCUCGCCUGUGAGGCCGUCGGACCGCCCGGGUUAUGACCGUCCUGCUUCAUGGGGCAACCCUGCUGGCCGAUCUGAUCUCAGGUCUCGACUCAAUACCGGGACUAGGAAUUUUGAUGACAAGACCCCUUUUCUCACCCCUAUUGGCCGUAAUUUCGACGAGGAUGAACGGAAGCCUCUUGAUGGGGUAUCAGCCCCUCGGCGAAUGAUCAGCGAUGACAGCUUUCGGGCCUCUGCUGGACGUUUGGAGCUGAAGCCCCAGCAAUUCUCGCCAGGGAGACCAUUGGGGCAACAGGGGCCAGCUCAGGUUUCGCCAUUGCCGAGUCAGAUUUCUUAUUCGGGGAGAGUUUCUGGGGGUCAGCCUGGGAGUGUUGGUUCUCAGAAUGUGUACGCAAAUAGUGGGCCGGGGGUAACGGGGUCUGUCACCAACCCAUGGGCAACAAGGAAGGAGCCUACAGGUGUUGCUGAAUCAGUUCAACCUGCAUGGUCUGCAUCAAGUGCUACUUCAAAGCUGAUUCAUGCUAGUGCACUCGAGAAGGUUUCAUCGGGCAGAUGGCAGUCUAAACAAUCAAUCCCACAUGAGGCAGAUGUGGAAGUUAUCAAACAUGCUGAAGAACCUGGAUUGACUUCCAAGGGCUAUGAUGAUGCCAAGUACAGCAGCAGGGUUGAUGCAGUGGGAGUGAGGGAAUAUGUUGACGGAGCAUUGCCUAGGCAGAUGGAGAGGAGUCUUACUAUUGGUGAAGGGGUUCGUGGUGCUAGAAGAGAGAUGUCAGAUGGUGAAAUGCGUGAAGAGCCUUUUUAUUCUGAUGAGAAAGAAAGGAAUGCAGUUAUUUAUGGUGAAGCAUAUCAACUGGGGCAUGCAGAGGGUAGAAUUGUUCGGCCAGAGUUCCAGCGUCCAAUGUCUGCAGAAGCUGUGGAGAGACCGAGAUUGAGGCUUCUUCCUCGGACAAAGCCAGUGGAGAACCCUGAACAACCAUUUGCUGAGCUUAAGCAGAGGCCGGAAUCUGCUCAUUCUGAAAACAUCAGCGCACCUGGUGUGGAGAGUGGAAGUCAGACAGUAGAGCGGCCAAAGUUGAAUCUAAAACCAAGAUCACAGCCAGUUGAACACUCGGAAGGGAUUGCUGAUCGGGAUAGGAGUUCAGUCUUUGGUGGUGCUCGUCCACGGGAGCUGGUUCUAAAGGCGAGAGGAGUUGAUGAUGUCAACAUCGACAACUAUGAUUUGGGCCAAAGUUCUGAGAGGGCUAAACAAGUUGGCACAAAAACUGAGCGGGCCCCUGGGAAUGUGACACCUACCCACUACGGUGAGAAAUCCGAGAGGCUCUCUGUGGAUCAGAGAAAUGGACGAAAAUUUGAGAGGAAGGACCAGCAGGCAGAAGAUAGAAGUGAUGCACAGAGGAGGAACUGGCGAAAUGAGAACAGGAGGAACACGAGGGACAACACAGACAGGCAGCAGCAGCAGCAGCAUCACCACAACCAGCAGGAGCGGCGACCUUCUCCUGAGAUCUGGCGAAAGCCAAUAAUGGAUGAGCCGAAUUCCCAAUCUCCUGAGCCAGGGGUGAGGUUUGGGAAAGCGGCCUCAGCUGCUGAGCUGGCACAAGCGUUCUCUCGGCCUUAUUCAGCCCCAAAGGCUCCCGAUCAGUUGAGGACCUUCCAGGGACAGAGCCAGGGACAGAUACCUUUUUCCAGACUCACAGGCCAAGCACCUCGAACACAGAUCAAUGGGUACUAAGAAAGGUGUGCGUGUACGAGGUCUCCUCUGAUUUGGCACUGUUUGGUGUCUGGAGUAGGAUUGAAUUUUGUGCAAUGUGGAGAGUUGGGCCUAAAUGGGUGGGCGUCAUUUAGAGUUAUUUUGAGGUCUCUCCCUUUCUAUCAUGUUUAUUGAAAGGACAAGUGGGUUAACUGGAUGCACUGGUUACUAUACUGUCUGAUGCCCUAUUUUCGGGCUUAUUAGGCUUUACUUGAUGUAGUGGCAAUUGAUUUGCUCGAUUACAAACGGAAGUUACAAUCAGUCGCCAAAAUCUAUGUGUUGGACGAGCUGCUUCUAAGUUAUCUCGAGGAAUGAAAUGUUGAGCCAGUUGGACUAA